AGAACCUUCUUUCUCUCGAAUAUCUUCUACUUGGUGAAAUUGUCAUAAUCAUGGCUUCUUCAACCUUUUCUUCUUUGUUUAAGCUUUCAACCUUCAUUUUAUGUUUAUGGGUUCUGUUUGGAACUACUUCGGGUCAGCUAUCUGCAAAUUUCUAUGCUAGAACAUGUCCUAAUUUUCGUUCGGUUAUAACAAGAGCCGUGAAUUCAGCUGUUGCUAGUGAAGCUCGCAUGGGAGCUUCAUUGCUUCGCCUCCAUUUCCAUGAUUGCUUUGUUAAUGGAUGUGAUGCAUCUGUGUUAUUGGACGACACUGCAAACUUUACCGGAGAAAAGAAUGCGGGUCCAAAUAGCAAUUCGAUCAGAGGAUUCAAUGUCAUUGAUACCAUUAAAACGCAAUUAGAGCGACAAUGUCCAGGUGUUGUUUCUUGCGCAGAUAUACUAUCUGCUGCUGCUCGAGAUUCGGUUGUGGCUCUUGGUGGACCUGGUUGGAGCACUGUAUUCGGAAGAAGGGACUCCACAACUGCAAGCCAAAGUGCCGCAAAUUCGAACCUCCCUUCACCAGCUUCAAGUCUUAGUAGUCUCAUCUCAUCCUUUUCAAACAAAGGAUUUACUGCUAACGAAAUGGUAGCUCUCUCUGGAGCUCAUACAAUUGGUCAAGCAAGGUGCUCCGUAUUUCGUAAUCGUCUUUAUAACGAGAAUAACAUAAACUCAUCAUUUGCGACAUCCUUGAGAGCAAACUGUCCUUCAAGUGGUGGUGACAAUAAUCUUUCUCCACUAGAUGCUUCAGCUACAUCUUUCGAUAAUAGAUACUAUAAUGAUUUGAUUAGCCAGAGGGGAUUGCUGCAUUCAGAUCAAGAACUAUCUAACGGGGGUUCCGCUGAUGCACAAGUGAGGACCUAUGGAUCGAGUCCUUCUGUUUUCUUUCGUGACUUUGCAGCUGCUAUGGUGAAGAUGGGCAAUCUUAGCCCUCUAACCGGCUCCAGUGGUCAAGUUAGGACCAACUGCAGAAGAACCAAUUAAUAACCUCUUUUAUUGCACAGCAGGAAAAUAUCCAUCAACCAGUGGUGUAACACCAUCUUACAUUUCUUUUUCCUAUCCACUCGCAGACUUGCUUCUUUAAAUAAUUUCUAAACCUUAAAAAAAAAAUCUAUCGACCUGUACUUGUAAGAAACUGAGAUAUGAUGAAUUCAUUAAUAAAUAAUGCAUGUUUUAUUCUCUAAAA
Lactuca sativa (garden lettuce) is the source of this 1218-nucleotide messenger RNA. Its product is annotated as cationic peroxidase 1. Gene Ontology annotation, biological process: hydrogen peroxide catabolic process; response to oxidative stress. Lineage: Eukaryota; Viridiplantae; Streptophyta; Magnoliopsida; Asterales; Asteraceae. The record is from RefSeq and is a predicted model, not a curated record. Gene Ontology annotation, molecular function: peroxidase activity; heme binding.